CCUCAUCCUUCAGCCUUCAGAGGAGUGUCUCGGCUCCUUUAAGGCAGUGAGCCGGGCUUGUGGAGGCAGGGGAGAGAGAGAGGGUUAUUCUCUAAUGCUCUGAGGCAGAGAGGGUUAGCAGCACACGAACCAAUGCGAUUAAAGCGCCACGCAGGAGGAAGAUGCGCCUGCUUGCAGCCUGCUGGACGGCGAGAGGUGCUCAAGAAGAUGGUCUGACUCUGGGAUCUCACCUUUGUUCCUGCCACUUCAGCUUCUCCGGACUUUCUUUUCAUUCCCAUUUCUGAUUAAACAUCUAUGAUUUACUCUCCCCUGUUUAGUUCCUUUUCUACCCUUUUUUUCAAAAAUAUUUGGUUCCCCUCGGUUUAAAUGACACACUUGAACGGCACCGUUGCUUUUGCUUUGAAAGUUUUCUUUCUCCUCCGCACCUCCACCUGCUCUGUUGAAAGACGCUCCUGAAUCAGCAUCGCACCUGCAUCCAGCAUCCCCCCUGAAGCACAGCAGCAUCCGGAGAGCAUCCGAGCUUUAACCAAGACAAUCACAAUAGAACAUCCGCACAUCCUUCAUGCGCAACGACCGGGCGCAAAAGCGCACACAUAAUACGCACGGUGGAGAUCUGCUCAAGUCACUGGCACGGGAAAUCUGGACUGGCUUUUGUUUUAACCUUACAGUUGCCAUUCUGAGUGGGGGAUCAGGAAAAAGCAGUGGACAAAGUGUGCGGAGUGAAAAGAGGAAAAUCUAGCUUGGGGAUUGAACGCAGCGGGGCAUGUGGAUAUUGGCAUUUCUCUUUCUCCAGAGCAUCCUGAAUGUUUUCGGUGAAGAUCUACGUUCCAGCUUAUAUUUUGUCAAUGCAUCUCUGCAAGAGGUAGUGUUCUCCAGCACCACAGGGGCACUGGUGCCGUGUCCUGCCGCGGCCGUGCCCCCCGCCACGCUGCGCUGGUACCUCGCCACUGGGGAGGAGAUCUACGAUGUCCCAGGCAUCCGCCAUGUGCACCCCAAUGGCACGCUGCAGAUCUACGGCUUCCUGCCAUCCAGCUUUAGUAACCUAAUCAAUGACAAUACAUACUACUGCACAGCGGAAAACCCAUCAGGAAAGAUCAGGAGCCAAGAUCUACACAUUAAGGCCGUAUUCCGGGAGCCAUACACAGUGCGGGUGGCUGAUCAGAGAGUCAUGCGAGGGAAUACGGCAGUCUUCAAGUGCAUUAUCCCGGCCUCAGUAGAGGAGUAUGUCAGUGUUGUAUCAUGGGAGAAAGACACAGUCUCACUUGUCUCAGGACCAAGAUAUCUUAUUACAUCCACGGGGGCCUUGUAUAUUUUGGAUGUGCAGUCAGAGGAUGCGGUGAAUAUUUAUCGCUGUACCACACGGCACCGAUACACAGGGGAGACCAGACAGAGCAACAGUGCCCGACUUCUUUUAUCAGAACCUGUGGACUCUGCUCCGGUGAUUCUGGAUGGGUUUGAACGGAGGGAAGUUAUGGUGGGUCAUCGGGUGGAGCUCCCAUGUAAAGCGUCCGGUCACUCCCCGCCCAGAUAUCGCUGGCUGAGGGACAACAGCCCCUUAGAAUCAGACAGCCGGUACCACCAGAGUGUAUCCGGCCUUCUCAUUGAGGCCACACGACCCAGUGAUGCAGGCAGUUAUGUGUGUGAGGUGUGGAACAGCUUCGGGAAUGCCAAAGUGGUCGGACGGCUGGUGGUUAAACAGCCUCUGAAAGCAGUGGUGAGCCCACGGAAGGUGAGAGGCAGCGUAGGUAGCCAAGUGUCACUGUUCUGCAGUGUGACUGGCUCUGACGAGUAUGAAAUCGCCUGGUACAGGAAUGCUGAGAAGAUCUAUCAGGGUAUAAAUGUACGUAUCACGGGCAUCAACAACGAGAACCUGGUGAUGGAGGGAAUGGCCAAGAGUGAUGGAGGAGCAUAUCAGUGCUUUGCUCGAAAUGGCAAGAUGUCCACCCAAGACUUAGUGCAGGUCAUCUUAGAAGAUGGGACGCCAAAGAUUCUCUCUGCCUUCAGUGAGAAGGUGGUAAGCCCGAAUGAGCCCAUCUCAUUGGUCUGUCACGUAAAAGGAACUCCCCUCCCCACUGUCACCUGGACCUUGGACGAUGACCCCGUCAUCAAAGACAGCAACCACCGCAUGGAUCGCAUCAUCACCACAGAAGGUCACGUGCUCAGCUACCUGAAUGUGUCUCACACACAGGUCACCGAUGGGGGUGUCUAUCGCUGCACCUGCAACAACUCGGCUGGAUCGGUCUCCUACCAGGCUCGAAUAAACGUAAGAGGUCCUGCCAGUAUUCGACCAAUGAAAAAUGUCACUGCCAUCGCUGGGAGGGACACGUUCAUUCACUGUCGCAUCAUUGGUUACCCGUACUACUCUAUUAAGUGGUAUAAGGAUUCCAAUCUGCUCCCGUUUAACCAUCGCCAACGUGCCUUUGAGAACAACGGCACACUGAAGCUGUCCAAUGUGCAAAACUCAGACGAGGGAGAGUACACAUGCUACGUGUUGGUGGAUCCAGAGAAACAAAUUCACAGGAGCGUCCAUGUGACAGUGAAAGUGCCCCCUCUGAUCCAACACUCCGACUCUCAGAGCGCUUCCAUUGGUCAGCGUGUCUUCAUACCCUGUGUGGUCAUAUCCGGCGACCUGCCGAUGUCUAUAACCUGGCACAAAGACGGACGACCAAUCAAUGCCAGCCUGGGUGUCACCAUCGACAACAUAGACUUUACCAGCUCAUUACGCAUUUCAAACCUGUCAGAAAUUCAUAACGGCAGUUACACCUGUAUAGCCCGUAACGAGGCUGCUGCUGUUGAGCAUAGUAUACAGCUCAUCGUUAAAGUUCCACCACAUUUUGAGGUACAGCCAAGAGACCAGGAUGGCAUAUAUGGGAAAUCAGUGAUCCUGAAUUGUUCGGCAAAGGGAAACCCAAUCCCCACUAUAGUAUGGAACCACUCAAAAGGUUCUGUUUUACCUCAGUUCCAGCCCAUUGCCUUGAAUUCUGGUUCGCGUAUCCAGCUCCUGGAGAAGGGCUCUCUGCUCAUAAAACACGUCCUGGAGGAAGAUGCUGGAUUUUAUCUGUGCAAGGUCAGCAAUGACGUGGGAGCCGAUAUCAGCAAGAGCAUGUACCUCACCGUUAAAAUUCCUGCCAUGAUCACAUCUUACCCCAACACCACACGAGCAGAACAGGGUCACAUGACUGAGAUGAGCUGCACUGCUCACGGUGAAAAGCCCAUCAAGGUUCGCUGGGAGAAGGAAUCUCAUAUCAUCAACCCAGACAUGAGCCGCUAUGUGGUUACUGUAAAGGAAGUGGGAGAUGAGGUCAUAUCCACCCUGCAGAUCUUACAUACUGUAAGAGAGGACUCUGGCUUUUUCUCUUGCAUUGCUAUCAACUCAUAUGGCGAAGAUAAAGGAAUCAUUCAGUUGAUUGUACAAGAUCGUCCUGAUCCUCCUGAAGUUGAGAUCAGAGAGGUAAAGGACCGAACCAUUGCACUUCGCUGGACAAUGGGCUUUGAUGGCAACAGCCAUAUUACAGGAUAUGACAUCAACUAUAAAAACAAAUCAUCUUCAUGGGCCUCAUCUCAAAUGACCAAAGACGUCUCCCCUCAGCUGAAUCAGGCCACCAUCAUUGAACUCCACCCUGCUUCCACCUACAACAUCCGCAUGUUUGCCAAAAACCAGAUUGGCGAAAGCAGGCCAAGCAAUGAGCUGACCAUCACCACCGAUGAAGCCCCGCCUGAUGGCGCUCCUCAAGAUGUGCAGCUGGAAGCAAUCUCAUCCCAAAGCAUCAAAGUCACAUGGAAGCCCCCCCUCAAACACUUACAGAAUGGUUUAAUCCGAAGCUACCAAGUGUGUUAUCGGGAGUUUGGGACAGGGGGCAGCCCACAAUACAACACCAUCAAUGUGGACACCACAGGGGACAUUGAAACCCUCACUUUGGAUAAUCUGAAGAAGUACACCCAGUAUGAGGUGCGGGUGCAAGCAGCCAAUCGAGCAGGCAUGGGUCCCACCACGGAGGAAAUCACCAUCACCACGCUAGAGGAUGUGCCCAGUCGCCCACCUGAGAAUGUUGUGACAACAGCUACCACCCCCGAGACCAUCUCCCUGUCCUGGUCUGCUCUGCCUAAAGAAGCCCUCAACGGCAUGCUGCUUGGAUAUCGUGUCAUCUAUUGGGCCAACCUACCUGAUGGAGACUUUGGUAUCUUGGCAAAUCUGAGCACACAUAAGUCUCCGCUAGACUUGGAACGGCUGGAGAAAUACACCAACUACAGUAUCCAGGUCCUGGCCUUCACUCGAGCCGGAGACGGAGUCCGUAGUGAGCAAAUCUACACACGCACCAAAGAGGACGUUCCUGGCCCUCCGGCUGGAGUUAAGGCAGCAGCUUCCACAAGCUCGGUGGUGUUUGUUUCCUGGCUUCCUCCACUCAAACUCAACGGAAUCAUCCGGAAAUAUACCGUCUUCUGUUCCAACCCUUACCCCACGGUGAUCAGUGAGUUUGAGGCUGCACCUGAUGUUUAUUUUCGUCGUUUGACCAACUUGAAUCAGAACUGGCAGUACAGCAUCUGGGUUGUGGCGGUCACUGCAGCCGGCCGUGGGAAUGCCAGUGAAAUUAUCACCGUAGAGCCCCAAGCUAAAGCCCCUGCAAGAAUCCUGACGUUCAGUGGUACUGUGACCACCCCCUGGAUGAGGGACAUUGUCCUUCCAUGCAAAGCAGUCGGAGACCCUCCUCCAACCAUCAAGUGGCUCAAGGGAAAUAAUGGUACUCCUGCUCCGGUUUCAAUCGAUGGACGUCGCAGCGCUCACAGCAAUGGCAGCUUUAUUAUUCGCACUGUCAAAGCAGAGGAUUCUGGGUACUACAGAUGUGUCGCCAGCAACAACUGGGGUUCAGAUGAGAUCAUGCUAAACCUUCAGGUCCAAGUACCUCCGGACCAACCACGUCUCACAGUGACCAAAACCACGACCACCUCCAUCACACUGUCCUGGAUCCCUGGAGACAAUGGAGGAAGCUCCAUCAGAGGCUACAUUCUGCAGUACUCUGAGGAUAACAGUGAAGAGUGGGGCAGUUUCUCCAUCAGCCCCAGUGAGCGGUCUUAUCGUCUAGAGAAGCUAAAGUGUGGUACUUGGUACAAAUUUACUCUUACUGCACAAAAUGCAGUUGGUCCUGGACGCAUCAGUGAAAUCAUUGAGGCUAAAACCCAUGGGAAAGAGCCACAAUUCGCCAAAGAUCAUGAGCUUUUCUCAAGUAUCAACUCUACCCGUGUGGAGCUCAACCUCAUUGGUUGGAACAAUGGUGGGUGUCCAAUCAACUCCUUCACACUGGAAUAUCGACCGGUGGACACUACGAAAUGGACCAUGGUGAAGCGAGAUUCUCUCACCAAAAACCACAUUCUCUAUGACCUUCAAGAGGCAACCUGGUACGAGCUCCAGAUGAGAGUGGGCAACAGUGCAGGAACAGCAGAGAAGAGGGUUCUGUUUGCAACUCUAAAUGUGGAUGGCAUCACAAUUGCUCCAUUGCCGAAGACUGUGGACACCAGCCAGGAGAAUAGGCAGGGCAACGAGGGACUUAAGAUGAUGGUCACAAUCAUCUGUAUUCUGGUGGCAAUUUCCAUGGUCUUCAUUGUUCUUCUGGUAUUGAGGAGGAGAAGAAGAGAGCAAAGGCUCAAGAGAUUACGAGAUGCAAAGAGCCUAGCAGAGAUGCUAAUGAGUAAAAAUGCACGUACACCAGACACUGUGAACAAACAGCAGCAGACUCUGAGGAUGCACAUCGAUAUCCCACGUGCUCAGCUACUCAUCGAGGAGAGAGACACUAUGGAGACAAUCGAUGACCGCUCCACGGUGCUGUUGACGGACAAUGACUUUGGAGAAACAUCUAAACAGAAGUCCUCAACCGUCACCCAUACAGUGCAUUACCAGUCUCUAUCUCAGGCAACCGGACCACUAGUAGACGUGUCUGAUGCUAGACCUGGUACAAACCCCACUGCCCGCCGCACAGCUAAAGCAGGUCCCGCCACACGCAGUCGAUAUGCCAGCCAGUGGACCCUGAACCGACCGCACCCUCCCGUCUCCUCACACACUCUAACUACUGACUGGAGGCUGCCCACACCCCGCGCCACAGGCUCAGUGGACAAAGAGAGUGACAGUUACAGUGUCAGUCCCUCUCAGGACACAGACCGUGCUCGCAGCAGUAUGGUGUCUACAGAAAGCGCCUCCUCCACGUAUGAGGAGUUAGCCCGUGCCUACGAACAUGCUAAGAUGGAGGAACAGCUGCGACAUGCUAAGUUCACGAUCACAGAAUGCUUCAUCUCAGACACAUCUUCCGAACAGAUGACAGCUGGCACCAAUGACUACACAGACAGCCUGACGUCCAGCACACCGUCAGAAUCAGGCAUCUGCAGAUUCACCGCCUCCCCACCCAAACCACAAGAUGCCAGCCGGGUCAUGAACAUGGCCGUGCCAAAAGCACACAGACCCGGAGGUGAACUGGUCCAUCUUCCCCCUUACCUACGCAUGGACUUCCUUUUGAACCGGGGAGCAGCCCCUUCAGGGCGAGAGGCCACAGGACAGACAUGUAUGGACCCGCAGAAGAGCCGAAUGGCAAAGCGGCCAGCAUUGCUGGCGCCCACACCCUCCGAGACCCCCUCGUCAGCCCUCUCUUCCUCCGGCCCCCCCAGCAGAGAGGCAGUACAACAGUGGCAGCCAGGAACUGCCUCCACACUGCCACAGCGCGAGCCGGGCGACCUGACCCAGGCCGCCAAACUCAGCAGCUCCCAAGAAUCGCUGCUAGACUCCAGAGGACACCUGAAACAAAGCAACAACCCCUACGCAAAGUCCUACACACUUGUAUAACACAGGACUACAGCUAUGGACCACGUUGCACUGUCACGCACACACAAACACAUGAGGACCUGCUGCAAAGAUGAGCGCUUUUCUGAUUCAGAGAUGAGUCCUGUACAUACAUUCUGAAUUCCUAAAGGGAUAGUUUUCUUUGCAUCUGUCUUUCUUUCUUUCUAUUUGUCUCACUCUCUCUGCUGUUUUUUUUCACUCACCUUCUUCUCUUGCCAUCUAUUCUAAGUUGGAUUUUUUACGUAAUCAUUCAUUUAUUUUAAAUACCACCGUUAUGAAGAUUGCCAAAAUUAUUUAUUUAAAUUGACAGAGGAACUAAUUUUGAAUUUAUAUCAAGGACAAUUCUAUAGUCAUUAUUAUUAUUAUAUAAAAAUAGAGAAAAAUUAUCAAAAAAAAAAAAAAAAAACGGUUUAAAAAAGGUGGGGUGUGGUCAGCUCUGCAGGAAGAUGUUUCUUUCUCUGUCCAUGACUAUUGUUUUGAUGAAACUAUGAGGUGCGAUCGGCAUUUUUGAAGCUGUUUAUCACGGCGUGUAUCUGACGACCGCACAAGACAUGGAGGAAGGAUAACAACUCCAACGUGGAAGACACGCGUCCACAUAUUACAGUCUUCUCAGAAUGUUGUGCUUUCUAAGGACUGCAUGGGGACCUGAAAAUAAAAAAAUAAAAAAAGAGAUUUUAGUCACACUAAGGGAUUAUAUAAUGUUAUAAUACAUGUUAUGACAUUAUAUGUUUUAAUAUACAUAUACAUACAUACACAUAAAGAGAUCACUUUUAUUUGUGGAUAAUACAGGGAAAAAAGAUUUGGUAAAUAAAGUCCUUAGUCAUGUUUGCACACAUCUGGUUUGAUUAGAAAAUGAAAACUUUUGGGUUCUCUUGUCUUUUUUUCCACUUAUGAAGCUUUUUGUGUCUCAUCUGGUGAAAUGGAGAGCAUGUGUGACACAACGAGAGAACCAUGGCUAUCUGCAGUGUUCUCCAGCAGCUCCUUGAAUGAAUGGUAUCUGAUUCACCUGUUUGUAGAUGGUGUGGCCUGUUUUGUGUAAGACACACAACAAAGAGAAGAUAUUUUAAUUGAGCAAUAUGACACUGGAUUUACUAAUAAUUUCGUAAUUCUUGGACAUCUUGAAGUACUAACAGAUAUGAAUGUAUUCAGUAAUGCAUAAUGAAAAUUAAACCCGAAGAUGAUUGACAAUAAAGAGACAAACUACAGACGCAGUCUCUAAACUAUAAUUGAUAAAUGUCUAAAACUGUCUAAUGAUGACAGCAGACAGACAGAAUGAUGAAAACCCAUUUACAGUGCACAAUGGUGUUCUGAGAUCUAAUGCAACAUGUUUGAUUUGUUUUUUGCCAUUCAUGUCUUCAGUCAUCAAGCCUGCCUUUCGAAUGUCAGUCUAGAUGUCAGUUAGAUACUUGCCUUAAAAAUAGAAAGACCAAAAUGGUAAAUCAUGACUCUUGUAAAAUUACUGUAAUAAGAAUCAUAUAUCCUGGUGCAUCACAGUAUCAGAAUUAGUGCAAGUCGGGAAAAUAAUGUCAUAGUGCACAAAAACCUAAAAGUACCAGGGCACAGGAAGUCACGGGGAUGUGCUGUGACCAGGUUACAGGCUCAGACGCCCAUCCAUGAUCAUAACCAACAGAUGGCACUGCAAUGUCUAUUGAAAUGUUUAUGAUAAGAGCUCUGCCUACUGCCUGUAGGAUGAGCUCUUCUAUUUUUGUGCAUUUCCAAGUAGGGCUCGCUGCAGACCAAAAGAUCCAGGGGGCGUGGUUGGAUCCACAUCUAGGGGGUGGAAAAUGAUAGAUUUAGGGGUGGAGAUGGGUAGGUUUGGGAUCAGGGGUAGGUUUAGGUAAAUGUAAGGUGGGAUCUACAUCCAACCACCCCCCCUGGAUCUUGUGGUCUGCAGCGAGAUGCUUCUCGGCAUUUCUCCUCAAUCAGCUGAAAACCAGCACAUGAAGAUUAGAUUAGAUCAGAUCAGAUUAGUUUUAUUAUUAUCAAUUGUUUUUUUUUUUUGUUUUUUUUGUUUUUUUAUCACUUACCAGCAAAUAAACUGUCAAAGGCCUCCUGAAAAGAAAGCAGUAUGUUAGAGUUGCUCAACCAAACCAACAUGAAUGAGUCAAACUUACAGCUACAGUAAAAUUGACUUUUCUCUCCAGAUGUUUAAUCAUUUGCGGUCUAACUCGUGGCCUCAUGUUUAUCUGGACACCUCCAGCUCAACUCCAGUAACUACAUUAAAUUCUCUAAUGAAGUGGUUUUAGUUUUUCUUAGCUCUUUCAUUCGGUUAAAGGUGUCUGACAGUAGUUUUUUAACCCAGUUGAAUGAAAAUAAAGAUUUUAUGCAUGGCGGACAGAAAACGACACCUAAGCAAACUAAUAUAUAAUAAAAACUCUAAAAUAUAAGAAAUACAUUUCUAUAGAUCAGUGAAUUUGCAUUGUUUAUCUGUUAAACAUAUUCAUUUAUAUUUUUGUACAACCUCCUUCCAUUUUGUCUGAAAAUGUGCUGUAGCAGCUGUGUCAACACUUUCAGAUACAAAAACAAUGUGUACUAAAUUUGUUUUUGUUUUUUUUUAAUAGUGACUUGAUAAAUCUAUCAUUCAAACACUGAUAAGAAUACACUGAGAUCACAGGCUUGCAGUGUUGACAAUAUAAGUUUAUUUUGAAUAUUACACAGGUAGGCCUAUUAAAAAUGCAAUUAUUUAGAAUUUCCUGAGUUAGAGAAAUUGAUUUUUAAAAUCCCAGUCCACCUGUGAUGUGGCAACUCCACCACAAAAAUUGUCCUGAUCAGAGAUUGUGUGGCCUCACUGACCUGAUAACAAAUUAAAUAUGGAAAGAGGACAUUCAGGAUGCAGGCUGACAUUGUUAUUACCUGAUUUUUAAAAGUUUUUUGUGGGUCUGACAUUGAUGACAAUAGGGACACAGUUAUGAAACCUUAUAAAAGAGAUUUUAACGAUUUAAAUAGUAGAAAUCAUUCUUUUCAAUAUACAUACAAUAUACUAUCGUUCAAAAUUUUGGGAUUACUAUGAAAUGUUUUGUUUUGAAAGAUAUUGUUACUUUUAUUCACCAAUGAUGCAAUGACUUGAUGAAAAAAUACAGUAUAAUGAGACAAUAAUAUAAGAUGUAUAAUGUUACAAAUUAUUUCUAUUUCUAAUAAAUGUUGUUCUUCAAAUGUUCUGCUCAUCAAAGAAUCCUCCAUGUGCAGUAAUGACACUAGCAGACCUAAUGCAUUCUAGAGUCUUUCCUUCACACAACGCAGAUGUAUCUGUUUCUCAAACAAACGAUUCUGAUGUAUUUGUUCUCUUGAGGUUGUGCACCUGGGCCGUCCACUUCUUUUUAUGUGCUGGUUAGAUCCAGUUUGCUUUCUUCUUUCAAGACAAUAGUGCUCUGAGACAA
This is a messenger RNA of Cyprinus carpio (common carp), 10200 nucleotides long. Its product is annotated as Down syndrome cell adhesion molecule homolog. Gene Ontology annotation, cellular component: axon; plasma membrane. Bases 764 to 6826 code for a protein of 2020 amino acids. The transcript is spliced from 35 exons. Gene Ontology annotation, molecular function: cell-cell adhesion mediator activity. Gene Ontology annotation, biological process: axon guidance; dendrite self-avoidance; homophilic cell-cell adhesion. Lineage: Eukaryota; Metazoa; Chordata; Actinopteri; Cypriniformes; Cyprinidae. The record is from RefSeq and is a predicted model, not a curated record.